Messenger RNA from Plectropomus leopardus (leopard coralgrouper), 1288 nucleotides. Lineage: Eukaryota; Metazoa; Chordata; Actinopteri; Perciformes; Serranidae. The record is from RefSeq and is a predicted model, not a curated record.
UCCCUCGGUCGUGUCUUCUUGUCCCCUCUGUCCCUCAGGUGGAGUCGGAGUCUAACGAGCUGGUGGACGGCUCUCUCAUCGACCUGUGCGGCGCCACCCUGCUGUGGCGGACGGCGGAGGGCCUCGCGCACACGCCCACCGUCAAACACCUGGAGGCGCUGCGGCAGGAGCUGAACGCCGGCCGGCCGCAGUGCCCCGUGGGCUUCAACACGCUGGCCUUCCCCAGCCUCCGCCGCAAAGACGUCCUGGACGACAAGCAGCCCUGGGCCUACCUGCGCUGCGGCCACGUGCACGGCUACCACGGCUGGGGGAGCCGCCGCGACCCCGAGGUGGAGGCCGAGUGUCCGGAGCGAGAGUGCCCCAUGUGCCGGGCGCGGGGCCCCUACAAGCCGCUGUGGCUGGGCUGCGAGGCGGGCUUCUACGUGGACGCGGAGCCCCCCACCCACGCCUUCGUCCCCUGCGGUCACGUCUGCUCGGAGGAGACGACGGCGUACUGGAGUCAGAUCCCGCUGCCGCACGGCACGCACGCCUUCCACGCCGCCUGCCCGUUCUGCAUCCAGCCGCUGAGCGGAGAGUCCGGCGCCGUCAGACUCAUCUUCCAGAGCCCGCUGGACUGAACCGUCCCGGUCAGACCUCACACCUCAGGCCUUAACCCACAGCAGGGGGCGCAGCUUUUAUCGUAACUUAAUCUUUUAUAACUUAAUUUAACUUAAUUUUGAGCGAUAAAAAGGCUUUUAUUGGGUGUUUUGUAUUUUAUGUGACGCAGGCGAUGACGUCUUCUUUUAAAAAGCGGUGAAAGUUUUUCUCCGGACGAAACUGUGAUGAUGUGAUUUUUGAUUCUUCUUAUUUAUUCCCUCCUGUCUUCGGUGAUGCGUUUUUAAAUGGAUGCAGUUUAACAGCUGAGAGGUCUCACUCUGCCCCACAGAGACAUUUACACUACAGGCUCCCGCGCUCAUGGAAAACCGGGAAAAGUCAUAGAAUUAGUAAAAUCAUUGAACAUUUGGGAAAAGUCAUGGAAUUUUGUUGAGUGAAAUGAAAUGAUAGUUUUUGCAUUUCCAGGCCCGACAGAAAAAGACUCAUCAGUGUCAGAUAAUCACGUGACAAGUUUCUUAUUAUUACAAAUAUUUUUCACGUGUUUACAAAAUGUUUUCUUGUUAUCACGAUUUCAUGUUACAAUGAGAAACUUUUCUGGUUACGAGAUGUUUUCCAUGUUUUUACCAGAUGUUUUCAUGUCAUGCCAAACCUUUCUUGCUAUACCAAGAAGUUUUUAUUAUAAAAAUAUUUUUCA